Messenger RNA from Condylostylus longicornis, 10039 nucleotides. RefSeq lists its product as uncharacterized. Bases 2284 to 8517 code for a protein of 2077 amino acids. The record is from RefSeq and is a predicted model, not a curated record. The transcript is spliced from 7 exons. Lineage: Eukaryota; Metazoa; Arthropoda; Insecta; Diptera; Dolichopodidae.
ACGGCAACCCAAGAAGAAUUUUCGUCGUAAAGUGAUUUUUGUGUGAAAUGGAAAAAAAGCGAUAUAAGAAUUUAAUUUUUUUUUUUUGGUGAAAAAAUAAUAUAAAAUUCUAAAAAAGUUUUUAAAAACGAAAUUUAUAAAAGUUCUAUUCAAUUAUAACACUUUUUUCUUUUUGCAUAAAUUCAAAAACUAUACAAUAUAUAAUAAAUAGAUGUAUGUAUGUACAUAUGAUAUUCAGUCAGAGAAAAUUGAAAAGUUUUUUUUUUAAUGAAAGAAGAAAAAAAAAUAAAAAAAGUCUAAUUUCGCUCUAUCAUUCUUUUUUGGUUUAAAAAAAAUUUUAAUUGUUCAUACUUUUGCAAAUUAUAAAAAAUAAAAUUAAUUUUCUUUUUUUCUUUAAAUCAAAAAAAAUCUCGUGCCGUAUGUCAGAAAAUUGAAAAAAAAAAAAAUUGUAUUGAAAAAGUAAAAAAAAAAAUAGUGGUAGUGAGUGAAGAAAAAAAAAUAAUACGUAUAAUAAAAAGAAGGAAUGAUUAAAUAGAGCAAAUGUGAUACUAGUGGAGUGGGGGUGGUGAAUAAAAAGAAAAUUUUUUAUAUAAAAAAUUUUCUUUUAAUUUUUUUUUUCUUUACUAUAUAUCUAUUCCAUUUAUAAUUUUUCAACUCGUGAAUAUGGCGAAAAAAUUUUCAUUUAAUUUUCAAAGUGUCAUCUAACAAACAAAAUACGGUGUGAAAAAUGACAAAACAAUUUUGAUUAUUUUGCAAUUUUGUCCAUAAUGUUUUGACAUUUUUUUUUCAAUAAUAAAAAAAAAAAAGUAAUAAAAUAAAAUAUCCUAUGUGGUGGACAAAAUAAUCAAAAAAUUAAAAUAUUUAAAAACGAAAAAUAAUAAAGAAAAAAAUACUCUUUGCUGGAAGAAAAAAAAAAAACAAAAAAUCAAAAAGAAAAAAAAUAUUUUUAGAAGUGAACAGAACGGAAAGAAAAAAAAAUUAUGGAGAUGUUUUUGUGUGUGUGUAAAAAAUCCUUUUAAGGGGAAAUUAAUUUAUUAAUAUAAUUAUAUCUGAAGUUUUUUAAAAUAUACUCUUCAAUAAAAAAAAAGUAUCAAAAUAAAAAAUGUUCAAACAUAACAAGUUCAGUUCCUAACAUAUUUGUUUUUUAGUUUUAAAAAAAAUUUUUUUUUUGUUAUAUUAAUAUUAAAAUAAAUACAAAUAAAUCAUUUUUAAAUUUUUUCGGAAAAAAUUAAAAAAAAAAAACGGAGAAAAUUAAUUUUUUACAAUAAGAAAUUUUAAAUAGAUAGAAGAGAGGUGAGAGAAGGCAAGUGAAUAUCAUUAAAAGCAAAAAAUAAAAUAAAAAAGCGAAUUGAUUAGGUGCGCAUUUUAUAUGGUAUAACAAUUUGUAUAACAAUGUUAGUGAAAAUUUUGACAUAAGAACUUUUUUUUUUAUUUGCUUUUCAACUUUUUUGCUUUUCAAUGUUUAAUUUAUUGGUAGGUUACCCUACCUUGUACCGAUAUACAAUUUUCUUAUAAAAGUAGUUUAAAUAAAGAAAAUAUUUUUGAAAUUUAAAAGAUGAAAAUGGACAUUGAAAUAUAAAAUUUAAUAAUAACAUCAGUUCAAAUAUAAAAAAAUACACAAUUUUCCAAAAUUCAAUGAAUUUAAUUAUUAAAAAAUCGAAUUAAUAAUUUUAAUAAAAAUUCAAAAUUUAAAAAAGAAGAACUGUAAAGAAGAAAACCUAACCUAACUUUUUGUCUCAUACAUAUUUUUUUUUUAGUUUUUUGUUUUGUAUUAUUUAUUUUGAUUUUAUCAUUUGUUUUUUAAUUAAUACUACAUAAUAUUAUCUUUAUUAAUAAAAUAUAUAAAUCAAUGUUACCUUAGCAAAGAAGAAAAUAAAAUUUUGUGCUUUAAGUAAUAGAAUAGUUUAUAAUAUUCAUACAUAUAUAUAUAUAUAUAAUAUUUGCAAUACGCAUACAUGCAUACAAAUUAUAACAUAUAUGUAUGCUUAUAUACCUGUUAUAAUCUAAAUUAUCAUUCAUAUAAAUAUAUAAUAUCUAUAUGCCUAUAAAUACUUGUAUAUCACAAUAUAUGUACAUAUAUAUAACAUAUGUAUAUAUAAAAUUAAACACAAAUGUGAAUAAAAGGCAAUAGUAUUAAAAAAAAAAGACAAAAAAAAAAGAAAUAAAAAAAAGAUUAUAACGCAAAAAAAGAAAGAAUUAAAAACAAAAAAAUUAGCUACUUUAUAAAACAAAAAUAAAAUAAAAUAAAAAUUUUCACCUCCCAAGGAAUUAGAAACGAAAAAGAUGAGCUCAACUGAUGAAAAUAAUACAAAUGCUAAAAUUACUAAAGGUGGUUGUAUUAAUAUCAGCUAUAAUAGUAAUAAUAGCAAUAACAGUACAACAAUAUUAACAUCAUCAUCAUCAUCAUCAUCAUCAUCGUCAUCAACAACUACAACAAUAACAACAACAAUAUCAUCAUCAUUAUCAUCAUCAGUCGCCGCGACAUCAAAUAUUAUUAAUAGUACUACACCAUUAUUAUCCGCCCCUUCUGGUAACAUAAAAGAUUAUAUGUCAAAUGCACCAGCAGCUGAAUUAUUAAAUACGACGACAACAACGUCGACAGCAACAACAACAACAACGACCAUAAAUUCAAUAAAUAAUAAUAGUAAUAAUAAUAAUAAUAAUAGUAAUAUAGAUAAUAAUGAGGAUACAAAAGGUGAAUCUUCGAAAUUGGAAAACUUAGAUGAUUCAAGCUUAAAAAAGUUAUUAGAAGAAGCCUACUCCUAUAAGAAUCCCGCCGAUAAAAAAACUAAAAGUGCAAUUUUUUUGCAAUUAUUGCAAAACGCAGAAAAAGAAGAAGAUAAUUUUGAUCGUCGUAUACGAAGUGAUCGUACAAGUAGUAGUUCACUUCAAGAUCUAUUCGAAGCAUCUCGAAUAGAUUAUGAUCUAAAUAGUAAUAACAAAAAUCGCCGUCAUCAUAAUUCACGUCAUAAAAAAAAUAGUUCAGUAUCAUCCAGACAACGGGAAGGUGGAAGUUUACCUAGUAAUGUGAAUGUAUCAAAUUGUAAUUUAAGUGUAUAUGAUCGACCAUUUUUAAAUGAAGUUGUAAUUGAAAGACGUGGUAAAAAUGAACGUACAUGCUCCGGUACAAGUGGUUCAUCAAUGUCAACUUUUGGUUAUGAAUCUAUUAAUUCAAGUAAUAGUAUAUGUAAAGAUUUUGAUAUGAAUAGUGGUGGCGGUGGAAAUUGUAUAUUAGGAUCAAAUAAUUGCACAAAUAAUAAUGGCGACGCAAUUAUUGAUAUUGGUGAAACUGAAGAAACUUCACUUUUAUCUAAAGAUUCAGUAACACAGGGAUUUUUUGAGCCUAUGGAUAUUGAUGAUUAUGAUGAAAUUAAAAGACAUCCUCGUUCUAUAACAAAUCAAGUAAUUAAUAAUAGAUUAGAAUUUUCAGCAUCCGAACCAAAAAGUUAUGUAGAUGAAACAAUAAGAUUUCCGUCUUUAGAAAGUGGUGGUAAAAUUAGUGUAGAUGCUACUUCUUGUGUAUCCUUAGAUGAAAAAUAUCCGUCAUGUAAAUCAAUAUUGGGAGAAAAAACCGAAUUAAGUAAACAACAGCCGAUUUUCACCACAACUAAAAAUAUACCAAAACAGUUUGAUGAGAACGGAAACGCUUUAAAUACGCAUUUCAUUAGUAGUAUUCAAGCUCCGCCAAUUAGUCAAUCGCAGGCGAAGGCUAAAAAGAAAAAACCUCAGUCAGAACGUAAUACAACCGCGAUUAAUGUUCAAAAUUUAGAAGGUUUUCGUGGUAACGAUGAUAUUAACGAUUUGGUUAAGUAUAUUGAAAAUGAUGAAAAAGGUGAAAAUAAUUCAACAAGUAAUAAAAGAAUUGAAAGAGCAACAAAAUUAAACGAAACAAAUAGCAAUCGAAAUAAAAGAGAUCGAAGAAAGGAGAAAGACCAUAAAGAUAUUCAACAAAAGUUGAAAAAGUCAAAUUCUUUAGAAGAAUUACGUAGUUGUACUAAAUUAGAUGAAGAUGAACAGAAAAUGGAAACGCAUGUUGUACAAUUGCGUAAUAAAUCUAAAAUUACUAAAAAUAAUAAUACUACCAGUAAUAUUACUGCUGGUAGCGGUAGUAGCAGUAGCAGUAGUAGCAACAGUAGUUGUGCAAACAAUAAUAAUAAUAAUAAUAAUAAUAAUAAUAAUAAUAAUAAUAAUAAUAUUAAUAACAAUAAUGUUAAUAGUAGUAGUAAUAGUAGCAACAACAAUAGCAACAUCGGUAAUAAUAGUAACGAACAUGUAACACCUAAAGAAAGCGUAGGUGGUAAUAAUAAUAAGCACAAACGCGGUGAACGUAGAUCAUGGGGAACUGAAGAAUUAUCAUAUUUAAACGAAAAUAAUGCUAUUGAAGAAGUAAGGGAAAAAGUUAAAGAAAAAGAAAAAAAGAAAAAUAAAGAUGUUGUUAGUAAUAUUAACAGUAACAAUAAUAUUGGCAACAAUUAUUGUACUAAUAGCAAUAAUAAUAACAUGAACAGUAAUAAUGCAAACAAUGGCAAUGCUGGUUCAAGUUUAACUUCUUCCGGAGUAAUAACACCUUUAUCGAACAACAAUUCUCUUAACAAUAGUGAAAAUAAUAAAAAUGAAAAAAUAUCCAACAAAAGAUCAAUCAAAGAUAAUAUCGAUAAUACUUUAAAUAAUAAUUACAUAAGUAACAGUUGUGGCUUGUCAGCAACUAUUUCAUCCACUUCAUCUUCUUCAAAUAUUGCAAAUAAUAAUAAUUUAGAUUCUCUACAGUAUGAAACCGCUGGCUUCCACGUAGUAACCAAAAAGAAAAAAUCGAAAAAACGUCAAAUUGGUGAUGAAAAUAAUCAAAAUAUAAACGCAGGUAACAAUCAAAAUAACCGCAAUAAUCAAAUUUCUUCUUUUGGGUCCAGUAACAGUCAUAAUGUUAGCGGCAAUAAUAAAAUAUAUAACAAUAAUAGAGAUAAUAAUAACCAACAGUAUAAUAAAGGUAAUAAUAAUAAAUAUCAUAGCAAUAACUCUAAUUUUCAUAAUGACCGAGACAUCUACAUACGCAAUAAUAAAGACAAAUCGCGAAGAAAAUCUACUUCAUCUAUGCCACCAUCAGAGAAAUCUGAUUCAAGUGAUUCGGAAUCAGUUCAUUCAUUACCAAUAGAGUCAACAUCAUCUCGUAUUAAUUUUAAUUCAGCAAUGGCUCCAUCUUCAAAAUCAUCAACGCUUGAUAAAAACUCAACUAAUAAUAAAAAUACGAACAAUGUAGGUAACACAUCCAGUAGUAAUUCGACAAAAUCUUACGCUGAUAUUACAAGAUUUAGUACAACAUCAUCAAAUGUAAAUUUAAAUUCAAAUAUCAGUGAUAAAUGGCCAACUGUUUCCUCUAAUGCUACGGAUGUUAGUUCUAAGCCAAAUAAAAAAGGCACCAAACUUGAUUUUCCCGAUUUACAACAACAUAAUACAAUGGCAGACAAAUUGAAUAGUAACAAUGAAAUUUUGGGUAAUAAUAAUCUAAUGGGCAAUGCAGGCAAUACAAAACAGUUACAACAACAUGCCUCAUAUUCACAAAGUUUGACUGUUAAUGAAGAACAGAUCAUAAGUAAAAAACAACCAAAUUAUAAUAACAUAAAUAAUAACCCAAACAAAAUUAAAAAUUCUGAAAAGCCUACAAAUAACAUCAUAAAUAAAAAUGAUAAAAAUCUUUCAAUUAAUCCGGAUACUGUAAAUUUAGUUAAUAAUUUCGGAAAUGUUAGCACAAUAUUGAAUUUAAAUAAUUCGAAUUCAAAGCAAAUGUUACAAAAAUCUAAAAGUGUUGAAAAUGAAACUUAUUAUAAUAGUAUAGAUCAGUAUCCUGCACUUGGUAAAACAGUUAAAAGACAAAAUACAAAUGCUGGAUUCUCCACAAAUGCAGUAGUUACAAUUCAAAGUACAAAUCAACAACAGCAACAACAACCUCAUAUUCAACAACAACAACAUACUCAAACAGUAAUAUUGCAACAGCAUCAACCACAACAUCAAUUAAAACAAUCCGCAACUAAUGUAAAUGUAAUGACAUCUAUUGCAGUUUCAGCACCAUCAGCUUCAUCAAUUCUACCAAAGCAACAAAAUAUAGCAAUUCAAACGCCAACAGUUGUUUUAAAUAACACUGGCGUUACAGCCAAUAUUGCAUUCGCUUUGCAACAAAAGCAACCACAACAAUCACAUGUGAUAUUUAUGCAUCCAGCAUCUCCGCUGCCAUUGACAUCAUUAGCAUCGAAUCCUAUACUUAAUAGUGAUAAAGCUGAAGUCUUAGUAGUAGUUAAUAAUAACGCAAAUAAUUUAAUUUAUUCUACAACAAAUGAUUCUAUGUCACAUAAUAUAAAUUUAGUUAAUACUACCUCGUUAUCUACUUCUAAUAACAAUAGUAGUAGUGAUAAUAGCUAUAAAUGUAAUAAUAAUAAUAACAAUAAUAAUAAUAAUAAUAAUAAUAAUAAUAAUAAUAAUAAUAAUAAUAAUAAUAAUAAUAAUAACCAGAAUAAUAAUAAUAAUAAUAACAAUAAUAAUAAUAAUCAUAAUACUACUAAUAUUACAAAUUACGUUUACCAUAGUAAUGAGAAUAGUAACAACAACUAUAACGAUAGUAAUAAUAACAUCAAUAGUGAUAAUAAUAAUAAUAGCAUUAAUAAUUUCAAUAAUAAUACCAACAAUAAUAAUGAUAAUAAUAAUGAUAAAAAUAAUAGUAAUAAUAAUAAUACCAGUAGUCAUAAUAACAAUAAUGAUAGUAUUAAUAAUAAUAUUAAUACUAAUAACAAUAAUAAUACUUGCAAUAGUAAUAUCAAUAAUACAAACACAACUAGUAACAGUAAUCGAAACUCAAUUAACAAUAACAAUCCGAAUAAUACAAAUUUUAGUAAUAGUAAAAAAUCAAAAUCUAAUGCCAAAGUUUCUAAUGCCAAUAGUGAGUUAGUCGAUGAGAAUUCAUCGAUUGCGUUGGGAAUUGUUAAUGUCAGCAAUAUUUCACAAACCGUUAAUAGUAAACGAAAGCGUGAUAAAAAUUUACAACAACAUCAGGUUCAGUCGAAACAUGAACAAAAGCAAGAAGAGCAACCAAAUCAAGAAGAUCAAAAUGCACCAAAUGACAAAAUUUAUCAACAAGCACCUCAAACAUAUAUUAGUCAUACUAUUGUUAGUCAUAUUACGAACACUUCACCAAAUCAGGAAAAUUCUUUAGCAAAUUUACAUACAAAACUUACAUCAUUAUCAUUUUCAUCAACUAGGCCGGCUGUGAUUAUAUUGAAUGAUGACUCUUCAGUUCAGCAAAAUUUAACAAAUGAAUUUACUUUUGGUGAUUUUAACGAAGAAGAAUUAAGAUUUUAUAAUAGCUCGUCAAGUGAGGUAGUUAUUAAUAGGGAAUCAGGUAUAACAAAUGAUAGUUACUUAGAACAGCAACAAAAUAACAAUAAAAGUAACAACACUAUUUGUUUGGGGAAUUCAACAAAUUUAGAUGAUUCGGGUGGCCAUUAUAGUUUUAAUAGUAUUGAAUCAGAAAUUUGUAACAACAGUGACGUUUCAAUAUCGUCAAAUCAGCCAAUUAUUUGCAAUAAAAAUCAACAAUCACAACAAAUAACUGAUAAUGGAAUUAAUAUUUCGACAAAUUCUGAUUUAGGUUAUCGAAGUCAAAUAUCUGAAGAGCAUGCCCUACAAAAUGAUGUUUUACCAAAUACUUCUACAAAUGUUGAAGACACGAGUUCUUAUAAAAAUAAUAGCUUUGCUGACGCUGAGAAUGAUGUAGUUUCUACUUCUGCCAUGUCAAAUGCGCCUAUUGCUAAUGACGUUAACAUUAGUAACAGACUUGGAAAUAAUGGAAAAACUAAUAAAAUUCAACAAAAAUUAUCGAACAAAUUAUUUAGUGGUAAAACAACACAAAAUAAUUCUCAACAAUCGUAUCAACAACUGAAUGAAAAUAAGGGUGCAAUAAUUACUUCUUUGUCAUUAGCAGGAAGUAAAAAUAUUAAUAACAAUAAUAAUAGUAGUAAAUUACCAAAUUUCAAUGCAACUACAACUAAGCAUUCAGUUUCAACAUCAACAUCAAUGUCGCCACCACCAUAUACAUUACCGAUAAAGCCUUCUAAUUCCAUUUCCACUGCAACAAAUAAUAUUGAUAAUAUGGAUAAUGUUGCUAAUAGAAAAAAUCAAAAGCAAAAUUACCAUAAUAGUAAUAAUAACAGUUAUAAUUAUAAUAAUAACAAACAAGAUGUUAGUACAUCAACAACGCCAACAACUAAUGCAGCUACAACUGCUGCUGUUACUUUACCAUUAUGCUUAAGUUCCAAUAAUAAUAUAAAUAUGAGUACAGCUACUAAUGACAUAAAUAUUACUAUAGAAAAUCAAAAGAAAAUGAAAAAGGAUGUUAAUAUUAAAUACAUUGCACCAAAUAUUGAUCCUGAAUUGAAUUCAAUUAAUUUUGAAAAAAUUAUUAAUUUUGUCGGAAAAGCUUGGGAGGAAAUUUGUGUAAGUCGUGAAGGCACCGAAUUUUAUGAUGGACAAUAAAUCAAAGGAACUGAAAUCAUUCACGGAAUAACAAAAGGAACAGCAAUUCUCCUCUUCAGUUAAAUAAAACUAAGAAAUUUAAUUAAAUAUUUAACAUUAAAACAUACUGAAUACGUAUAUCGAUAUUUAAUAAUAUGUCAAAAAAAAUUAUUGUAAUAUUUAGUUAAAAUGAAAAUUAAAUUAUAAAUUUUUUAUUCUUAAAAUUAUUCUUAAAAUUUUUUUUUUAAAUAGUAAUAUAUAUAUAUAUAUAGUUAAAAAAAAAAAAACAAAAUAAAAAAAAAUUAAAAUAUAAAUUUAAAAAAAAAUGAGAUGAAGAAAAACAUUUAAAUUUAUAAAUAAUGAAAAUAUUCAAAUUAUGUAAUUUGCAAAAUAUUUAAAUAGAGACAGAAAUAUUAUAUAAAAAAAGAAGUACACAUAACGUCUAUUAUGAUUAUGUAAUUUAUAUGUAGCUCGAUGUAUACAUUAUUUUACGUACAUUCAAGAAACUUGAAAUUAUACAAUUAAGCAUUGAAUGAAACUACUUUUGAGUAUAAUUAAAUGUUUAAUGAAGAAAUCCGUAAAUAAAAAAAUAAGAAAAAAUAAAAUUACAAUUGAGUAAUAUAUUGAAUUGAAAAAUUAUUGUUAAACAGAAGAGGAUAAAACAAAUAAAAUAGUGCAACAGAAAAAAAACUAUAAUAUAUUCAAAUCCAUAAUAUUAAUAUAGUGUAAAUGCUUUUAUGCCUCAUAAACUAUUUAAGAUUAAUAUUGUAAUAAUUCAAUAAUAAUUUUAAAAAAUUUUAUUUUAUUAAAGUACCCAAAAUCUUAUCAAUUAUUGAGGAUUUCUUUUUAAUUUCAGAAUUUGGUUAUUUUUAAUUUUGUAAUAUUUAUAAUAAAUAAUUCUUAAAAUCAUUUUCGGUUUUAUUUUUAAAUUUUAUUAAAGGGGCACAAAAAAUAUUUAUUUGCUAAAUUUAUUCAUUUGCUGUUUCUUUUUUUUUUCAUAUUAUAAAACAAAUUUAGCACUAAAUUUUUUAGGCAUCGAACUAUUUUACAACUUUUGUCCUUUUGUGAACAUUUAAUAGUUUUUCACUCAUUUUUAGUGCAGUUUUAUUAUAAAUUAUAGAUUAUAAUAAAAAAAAAAACGCUUUCCAUUUAGACAUUGUCGUAAAAUGUUAAAAAAUAUUCUGAAAUUGAAAAGAAAUUUCUUCAUUUGAUUUGGGCUGCAGAUGUACAUAUAUAUUAAAUAGUAAAUAAUAAAUAAUUUGAAUCCUUAUUCAUAUUAAUUAUAGAGAUAAAAUGAAAAAAAAAAUAAAAUAUACAUACACUAUAGCUAAAUUAAAAAAUUAAGAAAGAAACAAGCAAAGCGAUAUUUUUACUUUGACUUUUUAUUAGCUGAAAGUAUUGUAUUUAAUAUUAUUAGAAAAAAGAAAAUGGAAAAACUGAAAAAGUUUCAUAUUUGAUAAUUACUAAUUUUAUAUAUGUUUAAAUACAUAAUAUGAACAUUUAUAUACAUAUAAAUACUUUAUAAGUCCUUAAUCUUAUCUUA